UCAUCCUCACAGCUUGAGUUUUCACUCGUCCUGAGGAUGCUGUGCGGAAUCAAACACUCAUUCGUCUCCUGCAUCGGUCGUGCAGCGUUUCCUCGCGGAUGCUGAAGAUCAGGUUUUAUGUCAAGACAUUUCUAAAUGUGGUGUUGUUUACCCACCUUGACACCUUGAAGACAACCCCUGAUGUUAUCUACUUAAAAUCAGUAUCUCAACUUACGUGUGAAAGAUGCCAAUACUUACUUUAGCUUUAAAUCUGAAAGUGGAGAGAGCUCCAGAUCUCAAGGGGGGAUCAACAAGACUCUACAUGAAAGCUUGAGAACACAUGAACCAUCAGGAAAUAUGAGUGUGAAUGAUGAACACACCAGACCCUUCGGGACCAGCAUUGAAGAUGGCUGUAAGGAAAUCAGUAACAACAACAGACAUGUUGAAGAUUCCCUGGAUGGUUAUGGCAAUGCUAAUGAAAUCCAAAGAGGAGAUGGAGGAACAAGUUGGGAGGUAACUGAAACCCUGUCCUCUGUGGUAUCUCACACUGAAGAACGGGUGAAGAUGAUUAUCCAGGGCACAGAUUCCCCAUGUGAUGACCCAGAGUUGGCUGAGUUUGAGAUGCUGGAAAGUCAGGAAAUAGAGGAUGAUGAAGAGAACAGUAUUCCUAAAGGUGACAUGAAAGGGGCUAUAUCCACCAAUAUGAUGCAGACUGAAGCAAAGUCUCCGAAGGAUAGCAAAAUGUUCUCCCAGUUUAUUUCAAAGGAGCAAGAGUCUACUGUUUGUCCUCAGUCCACUAACAAAGAAAUGCUGACCAGCAUAGCCAGGACUGAGUUUAGCUCUGAAAAUGAUGUUUUUGUCUCUUGCCUCUCCACAAUGUCUAAUCUUGGAGGAAGUCUUGCUAGUGCUCUGGACCACGCUGGUCGAACCCAAAGCUCUGAUUCGUGGCAUGCUCCCUCAGGGCCAUACCGAACUCUCUCUGAGGACCUUACCCUUGCCUCACAGUCCUGUUUAACUAUUUCGGAUAAAAGCCGGAGCUCUGUACAUAUUGAGGCCAUGCAUCAUCAGCCAGGAAAAAGUACAAAGCACAUCGGCAGUGUUGAUCUCAAUCUUAACUCUACCACAUUGCCUGAGGAACCCCUUUUAGAAGCACAAGAAAACCAACCAGCUACAGACUUUGGAACAUAUGAGAGCUCAGGUCAACUGACAAAUGGCAUGAGUGAAUGUAGCAUUGCAAGGAUCAAGAAGAUCCCCAAUGAAUCAGGAAUUACCAGUCAGGACAAUCUAGGAGAACCUGGAAUUCAUGUAAAGGAGUACCAUGGAACAGAAGACAAGGCUCCAAAUUUGAAAACAAUAUCAAAUGAGAAGAAACCUUGCCAACCGCUUGUCUCAGACAUCACACAGUCUGCUGCACAUAACAGAAGGUUCUCGCAUGACUCCACUGGUGAUAUAAAUAAUAAACUCAAAUCCCAGAAUGAUGAAUCUCCUAAAAUUGCUCUUAAAACCUCAAAACUAACCUCAUCGAAUAUACCUGUGCACUCUGGUGGUUCUGAACCCCAACCUUACAAGAAUCAAGCUUCUUUUGAAAAGACCCGACGUUCUAGUGCAUCGAGUUUGGAAAGGCGAAGACCUUGGGGCAGCCUGUCUCGCCCUGAGACCCCUCCAUCCCCUAAAACCACCUGUUCACCUCGGAAACAGCCACCUUCAUCACCAGCCAAGCCUAUUAGCACAAGAGAAGCAAGUCAGGAACGAAAUGAAACCUUAGAGAGGGGAACCACUGGUUUGAGGCAACCAAGUCAAAGUUUUCUCAGUAGUAAUAGCAGUCUCCCAAAACCUGCCAUUCCUCAGCAACCCACUAAAGCAGAGUGUGAAUCUAAGAAGUCUUCUCCACCUCAGAAGCCCAAAAAUGUUCGACCAAAAAUCAUAACAUAUGUCCGCAAAAGCCCUCAAGUGAAACCAAUGUCUGAAGGUCCCUAUGAAGUAUCGACGCUACCGCCAAGACUUACACCUUACAGUAGCUCACCAACCUCAAAAGAAUCCAAGGCCGAGAGGUUCAGAGGUUCACCCGUGCUGAGCUCCUCUAAUAUCCUUUAUGAAAAGUAUCGUCAAGAAGUACAGAGGUCAGGGUACUACUCCCCUCCAGGACUGAUAGAGUCUGGGAUCAGGCCACUGAGCCACACUGUCCCCCAUAAACUGGUGGGCAAAUCAGAGAGUUUCCACGGGGAACUGCCAGAUCAAUAUUUACAGGGUGGUAGAGUGGUUCAGCUAAAUACCCAUGAUGCUGCUGCUGCCGUUUUUCGCUUUCCCAGAGCCCUAAGGCCUCAGCUUGGCCUUGGAGCUGUUACCAGACAUCCUGCUACUAAGAACAGGACGGUGUUAGCAGGUCAAAGGUCAGCGUCACCCCUCAGUUAUACGGCUCCAGCUGUUCAGGCCCCAAGUAGUCACCAGGAACCUGCAGUGGAUCAGAAGAGACUAUCAUUGGGUGUGGCCCCCAAAUUUAUGUUCCCCAAACCGGGUCAUUCUGGACUGCGUCCUCCCGGCUUCUCCCAUCUGCCUCCUGCUCGACUGGCCACCUUUGGCUUUGUCCGCAGUGCUAGCGUGUCUUCUGUGUCCAGCAACCAAUCGAAUGACGGCAUACACAGUGACCCCUGCCAAUCCAGCCGUCCACACAGCAGCAGUGAUGAAACUCUCCUCUCCCGCUCUCCUCUCCCUCCUGCUGAGAGCAGCAGGAGUCAGAACCGCAGCAGCCCCCCGCCCCCAGCCCGCCCCCCUCGUGCCUCCCCCGUGGCCUCUAGAAAGGAGUUUCAAAGGGAUGGAGAAAUCACCCGACCCAUUGUGUCGUCCCCGAAGAGGUUUGCAGUGGUCUCUCCCAAGCCUCAGUCCCCUGUGGUCAGUGUUCAGCGGUGGGAGCGUCUGCAGGGUGAGAAGGCCCAACUGGAGCAGAGUUUUGAGCGGGAGCUGAAAGGACUACAAGAGGAGCAACAGCAGGAGCUCAAGGCCCUGCAGGAGAGACUGGUAGAGGAGGUCACCUCCGAGAUACAGCGACUCCGGCAACAGCAGAACAGCCACCUAGUGCAGCUGCGUUCCCAGCACCAGGAACAGGUGAGAUGA
Sinocyclocheilus rhinocerous is the source of this 3090-nucleotide messenger RNA. Its product is annotated as serine/arginine repetitive matrix protein 1-like. Gene Ontology annotation, cellular component: cytoplasm; nucleus. The record is from RefSeq and is a predicted model, not a curated record. Gene Ontology annotation, molecular function: microtubule binding. The transcript has 7 exons. Lineage: Eukaryota; Metazoa; Chordata; Actinopteri; Cypriniformes; Cyprinidae. Bases 337 to 3090 code for a protein of 917 amino acids.